AUGGGUACAGAAUGCCCUAUCGCCCACCCGGGCCUGUCCCGUCGUGCUCAAACUGGCGGCUACCUCCCAAUUGAGGAUUAUGGCAUGAUUGGGAACAUGCGCACCUGUGCUUUGGUUGGUGUUGACGGGAGCGUCGACUUUAUGUGCUGGCCGGAGUUUGACUCGCCCUCCAUAUUUUGUCGCCUCCUGGACAAGGACAAGGGAGGGUAUUUCAGUAUCAGCCCCCCAGAUUCGCUCAGCUGCACCACCAAGCAGCAGUAUCUGCCCUCUUCAUGCAUUCUCCAGACCCGCUACAUCCAUGAAGACGGUGUUGUUGAUCUGGUUGACUUCUUUCCUCGUCCAAAAGAUGCCCAUGUUAUGACCAAGGCCAACACUCAGAGCUCGUAUAGAGAAGCAACCAAGGUUCAAGAGGAGCUCAAAAGGUGGUUAGUGAGACGGGUCGAAUGUAUCCGCGGAUCCCUUACUCUGGACAUUGAAAUCUUUCCUGCUUUUGGCUACGGCAGAGACCCUCAUGAAACCACUCUUCUUGUUGAAACCCACACAGCAGAUACUCACCAGAGCAAGGCUGCCACAUUUCACAGCAAGGAUCAAAAACUUCAGCUUGAUGUUGCCGUUGACCGGGGAGAUGAUGAUGCUGGUAGUCCAACCAUCACUUUUCAGAAGGUGAAGCGAUCCGCGCUUCUCGGAGAGGGUUUAGUCGCUCGUAUCCAGAUCGAAGAGGGCCAAGCCAUAUCAUUCGUCUUGCGCAAUGAUGUUGAGAGUCAUGUCACUGAGCAUAUUACUACUCUAGUACUUGACCAGCAGCAGCAUGACACCCAGCGCUUCUGGUACAACUUCAUCAGCCAGUCCAAGUAUCGCGGCCGAUGGAUGGAGGUAGUGUCACGAAGUCUGAUGCUCCUCAAAAUGAUGACAUUCGAACCUACCGGGGCCAUUGUUGCCUCGCCGACGUUCUCAAUCCCGGAAGACGUCGGGGGGGUACGAAAUUGGGACUAUCGAUAUUGCUGGGUGAGAGACGCGAGUUUCUCCAUUUACAUCCUCCUGCGACUCGGGUUCAAAGAUGAAGCGGACGCGUAUAUGAACUUCAUCAUGGAGCGCUUCGUUCACUCGCGGCUUCCUGAUGGAGGCCUUCCCAUUAUGUUCACCAUUCAUGGCGGCACGGAUAUCCCUGAGAUCACUUUAGACCACUUCGAAGGCUAUCGAGGAAGCAAGCCGGUUCGCAUUGGCAACGGGGCUGCUUUCCAUCAGCAGUUCGAUAUUUAUGGCGAGCUGAUGGAUGCCAUCUACCUGUAUAACAAGUACGGGAAACCUGUUCACUGGGAGAUUUGGAAGGCUGUACGCGAGAUCCUUGACUAUGUCCUAACAAUUAUGCACGAACCCGAUAUGUCUAUUUGGGAGGUUCGAAGCAACAAGCAGCGAUACACCUAUUCGCAGGUGAUGCUUUGGGUUGCCUUUGAUCGAGGCCUGCGUCUUGCCGAGAAGAGAUGCUUCCCAUGCCCGAACCGCGAGAAUUGGAUGCGCGCUCGAGACAGUCUGUACGAAGAGAUUAUGGAAAAGGGUGAGUUUCAAACCCUUCAUACACAUGGAUCACGCAGUGGAUUAACCCUCUACCAAGGAUACGACACCAAGACACAGACAUUUGUCCAGAGCUACGGAAGCACAGCACUUGAUUCGUCCAUUCUUAUCGCUCCGUUGGUAUUCUUCAUUUCGCCAUGUGAUCCACGAUUCACAAACACUCUCGAUAAGAUUCUACUUCCACCCGAGAAGGGUGGUCUAACAGAAACAGGCCUGGUGCACCGAUAUGAUACUGAGCUCUCAGAGGAUGGAGUCGGAGGAAAAGAGGGGGCCUUCAGCAUGUGCACAUUCUGGCUUGUCGAAGCCAUGAUACGUGCCAGUGUCUACGAGCCCAAAUACCGGAUUCGAGCUAUCAAUCUCUUCGAAAACAUGCUAGGCUUCUCUAAUCACUUGUGUAUGUUCUCUGAAGAGAUCGCCCGCACUGGAGAACAACUCGGAAACACGCCUCAGGCCUUCAGCCACCUCGCGCUCGUCAGCGCUGCGUUCAAUAUCGAUCGUGCUACAGGAGGUUCUAGGAGUUGA
Messenger RNA from Clonostachys rhizophaga, 2094 nucleotides. Lineage: Eukaryota; Fungi; Ascomycota; Sordariomycetes; Hypocreales; Bionectriaceae. The record is from the annotation of a GenBank genome assembly.